This is a messenger RNA of Pyrus x bretschneideri (Chinese white pear), 3598 nucleotides long. RefSeq names its product probable inactive leucine-rich repeat receptor-like protein kinase At3g03770. NCBI's taxonomy places the organism in Eukaryota, Viridiplantae, Streptophyta, Magnoliopsida, Rosales, Rosaceae. The record is from RefSeq and is a predicted model, not a curated record. Gene Ontology annotation, biological process: protein phosphorylation. Gene Ontology annotation, molecular function: protein kinase activity; protein binding; ATP binding.
AGCAAUCACAAGUUCCAAGGACAUGCAUUCCUUUUACCAAUCUACCCUUUUCUUUUACAUAUUUUCUGUUCGCAGUCGAAUUAAAAGAAGAAAACUAGCAAUGCUCACUUAAUUUAUAAAGUUCUUUUCGACUUUCAGUUUGGUUCAAGCUCUUAAUAUAUAAAGCAAGUUAAGUUUCUCCCGAUUGUUAAGUUUAUCUACAUUUUUUUUGGUAUUAUUCCUCUUUUGAAUGGACGAAAAUAACUCUCAAUUAUAAAGUUGUUAGUUGGGGACAAACUAAUACAUUUAAAAAUAUUAAACGGUCAGAAACCAAAAUGGAAAGUCGAUAAGGCAAUUUAAAAGAUGGUACCAAGUUCAUACAUCAUUUCUAAAAUUCCUAAAAAAAAAGAUUAAGAACUACCCUCCACAAUUAACUUUUUUUUGUUACAAAACAAAACUUUUUUCGUGAGAAAAUUGUAUGAACAAAUAAAGAGCAACAGAUUUUUGUUGUGUUUUCAAGUUGAUCUCAAUGAGGUCUACCACCUCUCUCAGUUGCUGCUCAGAGAGGGCAAAGACUGCUUCAUAAUAUUAAGUAAAGCUAACUCCAUUAAUGCUGGAGAUAAACCAGUUUUUUUUCAAGAAAGGACACCAUGUGGGAGAACUGUAGUGCAUUAAUUCCUUUGUGGGGUUUUCUUGUUUUGCUUGAAUUAAAUCUAAUAAACUCGGUUUUGCAGACGUGAAUUGGGCUAGUUGGUUUAUGCAUGUGCGUUUCCUUGCACUCAAGUUUGAACCUCUAAGUUAGUUGGUCAUCAUGCGUGUUUGUCUCCUUGUAUUCAAGUCUAAAUUCCCUCUCGUAAAGGGAUCUGAGUAAUUUAGGAUAUCAGACAUGGGAAGAAAAUCUAAAAAACUAAGUUUAGUCAGCAAGUGUAAUCAUCCUCUUGGGACUUCAAGGCUUCUUGAUUUUUCUCUGUUUCUGCCUGCCUCAUAUACUCAACUGUGGACAUUUUUCGUCUUUCAUCUUGGUUUCUCUAAAAUCUCAGAAAUUUCCAAUUUUCCAAUCUGAUUCUUUGAUAACUCACAACUGUGUUUCAUCUUUAAUGAUCCCCCAAUAAUUACCCUCUUUGCAAGUUUUCGAUUCCUGCUUUAUUGGUUUCUUUUAUUUUGCAGACUUCAGCCACUUAAUUUCUUCAUGAAGCACUUCUAAGAAAAGUGAUUUUGUAAUGGGGCUUUCUGAAUCGUUUCUGCUAUUCUGUUUUUCUUGGAGCUUCUUACUUCUAGGCACUCAUCAACUCCAAUCUUCUCAAACCCAAGUGCUUCUGCAGCUCAGGAAGCACUUAGAGUACCCAAAACAGCUAGAAAUUUGGAACAGUCACAACACAGAUUUCUGCUCCAUUUCUUCACUUGGCCAAGUAAACAUUACAUGCUUGGACAAUCUUGUAAUUGUGCUCAGAAUCAAGGGUGAUAAGAUUAAGCGAUCCAACAAAAGUGAUUACUUCAAUGGCUUUUCAAUCCAAAGCCAAACUUUAUCAGAUUCCUUUUCUUUGGAUUCUUUUGUCACUACCCUUUCAAGGCUAAACAGUUUGAGAGUUCUUAGCCUUGUGUCUUUGGGCAUCUGGGGUCCACUUCCAGACAAAGUUCAUAGGCUGUCUUCCCUUGAGUAUCUCGAUUUGAGCUCGAACUUCCUCUUCGGUUCAAUCCCACCAAGGAUUUCCGCAAUGGCAAUGCUUCAAACACUUAAAAUCGAUGAGAAUUUCUUAAAUGAUACUAUCCCUGAGUGGUUCGAUUCGCUAUCCAAUCUUACAACUCUGAGCUUGAGGAACAACAAGUUGGAAGGUGCAUUGCAGGAUUUUAGUAGGUUAAGCAGCUUACAAGUGCUAGAUUUGAGUGGAAACAGAUUGAGCUCUAUGUUGCCUCCAAUGCCAAAAGGGUUGGUCAUGCUUUUCGUCAGCGAAAACUCCUUCUCCGGCAAGAUUCCAGUGAAAUAUGGCAAGUUAAGUGGACUUCAACACAUUGAUAUGUCACACAAUGCACUUAUAGGCACACCUCCUGCUGCACUCUUCUCUUUGCCUAAUAUUAGUUACUUGAACUUGGGGUCAAAUCUGCUGAGUGGCUCGCUUCCAGGGAAUCUAAUCUGUGGAAGCAAACUCGAUUUCAUUGAUAUAUCGAAUAAUAGUUUGAGGGGUGAUUUGCCUUCAUGUUUAAGAAAUGAAUCAAAAGAGAGAGUUGUGAAGUUUGGUGGGAAUUGUUUGUCAACUGGUGUGCAGUAUCAGCAUGAACAAUCAUACUGCAAGGAAGUGAUCAGCCCAAGGAGAAAGAGUUCGGAGGACAAUGUAGGGAUCUUGGUGGGUGUGAUUCUAGGAUUAAUUGCACUUAGUGUGCUUCUGGUUUUAGGGUUUAUCAUUUUAUGCAGAAGAUAUUGCCCUCAGGGGAUAUCGAAGCAGCAUUUGCUCCAUAAAUCAGUGCAAGAGAAUUCAGCAGUUGGGUUUUCGACCGAGCUUCUAACAAGUCCAAGGUUUAUUUCACAAGCUGGAAAGGUAGAGAUACAAGGCCUCCCUGCGUGCCGGAUAUUUUCUAUGGAAGAGCUGAUGGAAGCUACGAAAAACUUUGACAGCUCUGCCUUAUUGGGUGAAGGUUCAUAUGGGAAGCUAUACAAAGGAAGACUAUACAAUGGAACUGAAGUUGCCAUAAGAUGCCUGCCUUUGUCGAAGAAGUACACAAUUCGAAAUGUUAAACUCCGGUUGGAUCUGAUUUCCAAGCUUCGGCACCAGCAUUUGGUAUGCCUUUUAGGGCACUGUCUCGAUGGUGGUGGACAAGAUGGUUACAGUCCGAAAAAGGUCUAUUUUGUGUAUGAAUAUGUGCCCAGUGGGACAUUCCGGGAUCAUCUCUCUGGGAAUAGUCCUGGAAAGGUUCUCAACUGGUCAGAGAGAUUGGCAAUUCUAGUUAGCGUGGCUACCGUGCACUUCCUACAUACCGGAAUCAUUCCUGGUUUCUUCUGCAACCGCCUGAAGACGAACAAUAUCUUGCUCAAUGAGCACGGUAUGGCAAAAUUGAGUGACUAUGGACUGUCCAUUCUCACAGAAGAAACCGAUAAAUCCACAGCAAAAGACGGCCUUACAUCAUGGCAAAUGACAAGUUUAGACGAUGAUGCUUAUAGCUUCGGAUACAUACUACUCGAGGCUCUCGUUGGAACUUCCAUAUCUUCUACAAGAGAAGCAAUCCUGCAAAAUAAUAUGGAAUCUCUGAGUAGCGAGGAUAGGAGGAAGCAGAUAGUUGAACCGGCUGUUCUAGCCAGUUGCUCACAAGAGUCUCUAUCGAUCGUGAUCUCCGUAAUGUACAAAUGCAUUUGUCCAGAGUCGAGCCGUCCAUCUUUCGAGGACAUCCUUUGGAACUUACAGUAUGCAGUUCAAGUCCAGGAAGAAACAGCAGCUGGAGACCAAAAGAUUUGACACUGCAUCACAUUCAUUGAGUCAGAAUUUUGCUUUUGACGCUAAAUAAACAAGGAAAUGUGACAGAAUUUGGGCAUUUUUUCACUAGAUUUUGUAAUUGUAACAAAUUAUGAUAAUCAUCAUGCAGAAUUCAAAGUGCAAUAUGGUCAGUGUGAUCGUCAAUGUUGUUCUAA